UACCCGUAUCCCUGCAAUUUAGUAUUAACAAAUGUUAACCUUUUGCGUAUUUGGUUCAGAUAUUUUAAAAGUUGAAAUAAACAUUACAGAUAAGGGUUGUAAAGUUCCACUCAAAUCUUUCUCAAUUUCCACUUUCAGAGGUAACCACUACCUUGAAUUUAGUGUCUCUCUUUCCAGUCCAUAUUUUUAGACUCCUACUAAUUAUGUAUACAGUCACAAACAUAUAUAAUAUUUUCUAUUUAUGCAAACCAAAUUGUACUGCAUGUGUAUGUCUGCCGUUUGCAUUUGGAAGCUGUUCAUAUUGUUACAUCUUUGAUUCAUUUUUAAAAAUUGCUGUUUAUCAUUUGUAUCCACUCUACACUGUAUCCAUUCUACUUGUGACCUCUGAGUUUUCAGUUUUUCCCAUUAUCAGCAGUGAGAUUAUGAACAUCUUUGCACAUGUCUUGUUAUGCAGGAGAGUUUUUUUGCAGCAGAAAUUCUCAGCCUCAGCACUACUGACAUUUUGGACUGGGUAAUUCUUUGUUGUGGGGGAGUAUCCUAUGAAUUUAAGGCUGUUAAGCAUUGUCCUCGGCCUCUACUCAUCAGACACCAAUAGCACCUUCCUAGCUGUGACAACCAAAAAUGCUUCCUACCAAAUGUCCCCUGACCAGCAUAAUCACAAUUAGUUAAGAACUAUUACUGUAGGUGUAUGUGUGCAGAAGUGGAACUACCAGAUUGUUCUGAUUCAAAUGUAAGUCUUUAAGAUAGUCUCAUUGAUUAUGGAUCUAGGCAGAAUUUUUUCCUACUGUAGCUUCUGGUGUAAGGGCCCUUGACCUAGGCCAGACCUGGGUCUUUAGUACCAGGACAUGGUAGAGAGAAAACAUGGUAAAAGAAAAAACCCACUUCAGUCUGAGAAUGGAUUGGAGGCUAUUGUAUGGAUGUCUGUAUAUACUUAACCUCCCAGUCAGCCCUGGACCUCUUUCCUUGACAGAUUUUUCUGGACUUGGACAUCUGUCUUUUAAAGUGGAGCACGUGAGGGUGCCUGGGUGGCUCAGUUAAGUGUUUCCCUUUGGCUCAGGCUCAGGUGUGAUCCCCAAAUUGAGCCUCACAUCUGGCUCCUGCUCAGGGGAGCCUGCUUCUCCCUCUUUCUCUGCCCUUCACCCUCCCUUCAUGCUCUCUCUCUCUCUCUCCCCCUCCCUCUCAUGCUCUGUCUCCCUCUCAAAUAAAUCAAUAAAAUCUUUAAAAAAAAUGAAAUGGAGCAUGUGAAGGAGGGACAGGGCAUAGAGAAUUUUAAUGUCCUGAUAUAAUGCUUAGAACAUAGGAUGCCCUCAAUAAAUGGUUUUUAAGUUAAUCCUUGGUAGGAAUGAAGAUGGGGUUAAGGUCAAAGGCAGUUGACCUCUCUCAUUCUCUUUGACCUUGAAUUAAAUCCCUAAGUUCAACACUACUAUGGGGAGAUGGUGAAGGGAUAGGAAUAUUUUGUAAUGAAUCCAAAACUGGAAAUGUCACUCUAACCUUCUCUUCUGGUAGGAAUCAACAGUAGCCUCCCAUGAAGAACUGCCUUUUCUACUUGCUGCUGGAUUUAAUGGUGUUUCCUGCUGGCAGAAUCAGGGACAUGCCAGCACUAGCGGGAUGAGUGGGUACUCCGGCGGGGAUGUGGUCAUUGCCGGCCAGUGAGGGUGAGAGUGCCACAGCCCACUUCUUCCUUGGAGCUGGAGAUGAGGGGCUGGGCACCCGUGGAAUAGGCAUGAGGACAGAAGAGAGUGACAACGAGCUCCUUGAGGAUGAGGAGGAUGAAGUGCCUCCUGAACCUCAGAUCAUUGUUGGCAUCUGUGCCAUGACCAAGAAAUCCAAGUCCAAGCCAAUGACCCAAAUCCUAGAGCGACUCUGCAGAUUUGACUACCUAACGGUUAUCAUUCUGGGAGAAGAUGUGAUCCUCAACGAGCCUGUGGAAAACUGGCCAUCUUGCCACUGCCUCAUCUCUUUCCACUCCAAAGGAUUUCCUCUGGACAAAGCUGUUGCUUACUCCAAGCUUCGAAACCCAUUUCUUAUCAAUGACCUGGCUAUGCAGUAUUACAUCCAGGAUAGGAGGGAGGUGUACCGGAUCCUGCAGGAGGAGGGUAUUGAUCUGCCUCGAUAUGCUGUGCUCAACCGUGACCCCGCCCGGCCUGAAGAGUGCAACCUGAUAGAGGGUGAAGACCAGGUAGAGGUAAAUGGAGCUGUCUUUCCCAAGCCCUUUGUGGAGAAGCCAGUGAGUGCAGAGGACCAUAAUGUUUACAUCUACUACCCCAGUUCAGCUGGAGGAGGAAGUCAGCGCCUCUUCCGUAAGAUUGGCAGCCGAAGCAGCGUUUACUCUCCUGAGAGCAGUGUCCGAAAGACAGGAUCAUACAUCUAUGAGGAGUUUAUGCCAACAGAUGGCACAGAUGUCAAGGUAUAUACAGUGGGGCCUGAUUAUGCCCAUGCUGAAGCCAGAAAAUCUCCAGCUCUGGAUGGGAAGGUCGAACGAGACAGUGAAGGGAAAGAGAUUCGAUAUCCAGUCAUGCUGACCGCCAUGGAAAAGCUGGUGGCCAGGAAAGUCUGCGUAGCUUUUAAGCAAACAGUUUGUGGUUUUGACCUUCUUCGUGCCAAUGGUCACUCCUUUGUGUGUGAUGUCAAUGGCUUCAGUUUUGUCAAGAAUUCGAUGAAAUACUAUGAUGACUGUGCCAAGAUUCUAGGGAACACCAUUAUGCGGGAGCUUGCUCCGCAGUUUCAGAUCCCAUGGUCUAUCCCCACAGAGGCUGAAGACAUUCCCAUCGUCCCUACCACAUCUGGCACUAUGAUGGAACUUCGUUGUGUCAUUGCAAUUAUCCGUCAUGGGGAUCGUACCCCCAAGCAGAAAAUGAAGAUGGAGGUGACACAUCCAAGGUUCUUCAGUCUAUUUGAAAAACAUGGUGGCUACAAGACGGGUAAAUUAAAACUGAAGCGGCCUGAGCAACUACAGGAGGUGCUGGACAUCACAAGGCUGUUAUUGGCUGAAUUGGAGAAAGAACCAGGUGGUGAAAUCGAGGAGAAGACUGGAAAACUAGAGCAGCUGAAGUCUGUGCUGGAGAUGUAUGGUCAUUUCUCAGGCAUCAACCGGAAGGUACAGUUGACUUACUACCCUCAUGGAGUAAAGGCUACUAAUGAGGGACAAGAUCCACAGCGGGAGGCCCUGGCCCCAUCUCUGUUGCUGGUACUGAAGUGGGGUGGAGAACUGACUCCUGCUGGCCGUGUUCAGGCUGAGGAGCUUGGGCGAGCUUUUCGCUGCAUGUACCCUGGAGGACAGGGUGACUAUGCUGGCUUCCCUGGUUGUGGGCUGCUUCGUCUCCAUAGCACUUUCCGCCAUGAUCUCAAGAUUUAUGCCUCUGAUGAAGGCCGUGUCCAGAUGACUGCUGCUGCCUUUGCCAAGGGCCUUCUGGCUCUAGAAGGAGAGCUAACACCUAUUUUGGUACAAAUGGUGAAGAGUGCCAACAUGAAUGGGCUCCUGGAUAGUGAUGGCGAUUCCUUGAGCAGUUGCCAGCAUCGAGUGAAGGCUCGACUACACCAUAUUCUGCAGCAGGAUGCACCUUUUGGUCCUGAGGAUUAUGAUCAGCUAGCUCCCACUGGAAGCACUUCCCUCCUAAACUCCAUGGCUGUCAUCCAGAAUCCUGUGAAAGUCUGUGAUCAGGUAUUUGCCCUGAUUGAAAACCUCACUCAUCAGAUCCGGGAACGGAUGCAGGACCCCAAGUCUGUAGACCUGCAACUCUACCAUAGUGAGACACUAGAGCUCAUGCUACAGCGUUGGAGCAAACUAGAGCGUGACUUUCGACAGAAGAGUGGGCGCUAUGAUAUCAGUAAGAUCCCUGAUAUCUAUGACUGUGUCAAGUAUGAUGUGCAGCACAAUGGGAGUCUGGGACUUCAAGGCACAGCAGAGUUGCUACGUCUCUCUAAAGCAUUGGCUGAUGUGGUCAUUCCCCAGGAGUACGGGAUCAGUCGGGAGGAGAAACUGGAAAUUGCUGUGGGCUUCUGUCUUCCACUGUUGCGGAAAAUACUACUUGACCUGCAGAGAACCCACGAGGAUGAGUCUGUCAACAAGCUGCAUCCCCUGUACUCCCGAGGGGUGCUCUCCCCAGGCCGCCAUGUUCGAACACGUCUCUAUUUCACCAGUGAAAGCCAUGUCCACUCCCUACUCAGUGUCUUCCGUUAUGGGGGACUUCUUGAUGAGACCCAGGAUGCACAAUGGCAGAGAGCUUUGGCUUAUCUCAGUGCCAUUUCAGAGCUCAACUAUAUGACCCAGAUUGUCAUCAUGCUUUAUGAGGACAACACACGGGAUCCCUUAUCAGAGGAGCGGUUCCAUGUGGAGCUACACUUUAGCCCUGGAGUGAAAGGUGUUGAGGAAGAAGGCAGUGCCCCAACUGGCUGUGGAUUCCGUCCAGCUUCUUCUGAGAAUGAAGAGAUGAAAACAGACCAAGGCAGCAUGGAGAACCUGUGCCCAGGGAAGGCAUCAGAUGAACCAGACCGGGCAUUGCAGACUUCACCCCAGCCCCUUGAGGGCCCUGGCCUCCCAAAGAGAUCACCCCUCAUUCGUAACCGGAAAGCUGGUUCCAUGGAGGUGCUUUCUGAGACUUCAUCCUCAAGGCCUGGUGGCUACCGGCUCUUUUCAUCUGCACGGCCACCAACAGAGAUGAAGCAGAGUGGCCUAGGCUCUCAGUGCACAGGGCUGUUCAGCACCACAGUGCUGGGUGGCUCUUCCAGCGCCCCGAAUCUUCAGGACUACGCCCGCAGCCAUGGCAAAAAGCUACCACCUGCCAGUCUGAAGCACCGAGAUGAGCUCUUGUUUGUCCCGGCCGUAAAACGAUUUUCUGUGUCGUUUGCAAAGCAUCCGACUAACGAGCUGCUGGAUGACCAGCACCCUGUGGUCCGGUUGCUGCGCAGUUUUUCCUCUGACUGUCCAGGGGGCCGGCCAGUCUCCUUGGAUGCCACGCUGGCGCAUCACCUGCACCAGUGCUCCUACCACCUGCGCCUCUUCCGGAACUGGCUGCGCUCAGGCCAGGAUGACCCCGAGUGCCUCUACGGAUUUGAAGGAUGUUCCAUGGUGCCUACCAUUUACCCCCUGGAAACACUGCAUAAUGCCCUUUCCCUGCGUCAAGUGAGUGAAUUCCUAAGUAGAGUCUGCCAGCGCCAUACUGAUGCCCAAGCACAGGCAUCUGCAGCCCUCUUUGACUCUAUGCACAGCAACCAAGCCUCAGAUAGCCCAUUUUCCCCACCCCGUACUCUUCAUUCACCUACCCUACAACUUCGGCAGCGCUCUGAGAAGCCCCCUUGGUAUAGCAGUGGCCCUUCCAGCACUGUGUCCAGUGCUGGUCCUUCCUCCCCUACUGCAGUGGAUGGUAACUGUCCUUUUGGCUUUAGUGAUCAACCUUCUGUAAGUUCACACAUGAUUGAAGAACAUCAAGGCCUUGGGAUGCUCCCCAGGAAUGGAGAACAAGAGUUCCCCAUUGAAGGGGUGCAAGAGCCUUUUGAACCAAGCCAAUCUUCACAGGAACCACUUGUGGAAACCAGCCAGCCAUGCCAGGAGGUUGUUGAGGAGAUCAGCCAGACAUGCCAGGAGGUCCCUGACAUCAGCCAGCCAUGCCAGGACAUCCCUGAAGAGGUCAGCCAGCCUUGUCAAGAGGUCCCUGACAUUGGCCAACCAUGCCAGGAGAACCAUGACAGCAUUGACCAGAUAUGCCAGGAGGUCCCUCAGAUCCACCAGCCAUGCCAAAAGGCAAGCCAACUGUGCCAGAAAAUGUCUGAGGAUGCUUGCCAGCUUUGCCAGAAGAACCCUGAGAAGGUCAGCCAGCCAUCCCUGGAUGUCCCCGUGGAGGUUGGCAGGCUGGCCCAUGGGUUCCCUGUAGGGGUUCAUGACUUGGUCCAGGAAAUCCAUGUGGAAGUUGGCAGGCCAGCCCAAGAGACCCCUGAGGAGUUCAGCCAGCCAUGCCAGGAAUUCUUUGUAGAGGUUGGCAGGCUGGCCCAAGAGGCUUCUGCAAUCAAUCUAUUGUCUCAGGACAUUCCUGAGGUUGAUAAACCAUCCCAAGAGUUCCCUGGGGAGGAUGAUCUGCAGGUCCAGGAAGUCCCUGAGAUUAAUCAGCAGUCCUGGGUGGUCCCUGAGGUUAUUGACCAGCUGCCUGGAGAGGAUAUUCCCCAAGCCCAGUAUCUAUCUAGUGAUCCAAACCCUCAGAGCCAGUCUUUGGCCCAUGACCAGUACUCACCCCUCCCACCAGCAACAUGUGAUUAAUCAUGUUCUCAUUAGUGGUAAAACACUAUACCAGCUAUUUGAGCUAGCAACUUUUUCUGUUGGCUAACUCACCUGCCAUUGUAAGACCUUGGAUCUCACCAGAGGUGUCUGAGGAAGCAGUCCUCUUGGCAUGAAGCCAAGAACUGUGCCAGAGCUGGGCUUGGGAAGGAGCCAAUUUUGUGUUCAAAGCAGCCAUUGACUCCUCACAUGGCCAUUAGAUUUGAAUAGGAUUUCCAUCAAGGGGUAGGCAGAUCUCUCAUUACUCAUCCUCCUCUGAGUAUCCCAGGAAAUUCCAGAUUGUUGAAGGAAAUGCCACUUAACUGCUGAAGACACCAUCUGGGGACAGCAAGUACAAAAGGGGCCUCCAAGAUCUUCACUUUUCUGGGGUAAUAUUCACAACUUCACAAGGUACCCUUAGACCGUAUGUGCAUUCAGGAGAACUCUUGUCUUUUCUUGUCUUUGCUAGCACUCCUCAGGUGGGCCCAGGAUGUCUGUCUGAAAUGUCUGAGAAAAAAGAGUCCCCUUCCCAAACAAACAUCCAUUGUGGCCACUAAUCUAAUCUUUAGAUUGGGCUUGUGGGUGUUUUAUAGAUCAUCCCAGGUACCCCCUCUGCUCCAGUCCUGUUCCUCUGGGCAAUAGCUCCAGGGUAAAAAUAUAUAUUAGACUGCUGUGAAAAUUUAAGAGUAACUACUUAAAAUGCUCUGGGAGUUCUUGGCCAAUCUGUGAAGCUGGACCUCUUUUUGUUGUGGGGCUACUUGGCUUAAGAGAUGAUGUAGUAGAGAAAAUCAGGUUGUAUUUUAAGCAAUCAGCAGAGAUCAAUAUUGUAUAGACAUGAGGAAAGAUUAUAUAUAUUUCUGUAGUAGUGCCAGGGACAGACUGGCCAAAGACCAAACACUCCAGGGUCCCCAGAAAGUUUGUCCUUUUAUCAUUGUGUCUUUAGGGUCAGGUGUGAUUAUGAAGCUUUUCCCAAAGAUAUGGGGAUGGGAAUGGGCAUGAGUAGCAGGAGUAAUGCAGUCACUGGAGUGGGGUGGCCAGAACAUUAUGAGUGCUCAAUAAAUAUGAAAUAAUAAGAAUGGUGAUGGUGGUGAUGAUGUUCUUGUGAAUUCAAGAAUUCACUAUAAAUCUAUAAAUCCAUCACGUCUAUGACUGAAUUGAUCUAAACCUGUCAAAAGCUGCUGUAGUUGAAUGAGAAGGGAUUAUAAAAUAAAGAGAUCAGGCAUCCUAGGAGGUCCCUAUGGCAGUCAGCCCACCAUCCCAAAAUGUCUUCAAUGAGUAGUGUUAGGGAGAGACUUUCUCUGUGAAGCACCAGUUGGAUACUUGCUUUCUCACCAGAUCCUUGGAAUCACGCUCUUAAUUUUUCACUCUGAUGCUUUAGAGUAAUUGGCAGGAGGAGCUGAUAUAGAGGGGUUAUGGUCUUUCUUUACCUCAUUGACAUAUUUAAAUCUGGAAAGCCCAGAACCCUGGGAGGGCUGGAAUAUCCCCUUCCCCAUAUAUUUACAUUCACAACUUGGCCUCUCUUGAUAUACCCAGGACUAUAAAGGGUUUCCCUGCAGGGCAAAAUCCAGCAUUUACUCAGUGGAAGUCCUAACUGCACUGGUGAGUGCUCUUUACAACCUAAACAGGCUCUGGAUCUCUUAGGGCUUCUCAACUCUUUGCCUCUUUGGUGUUCCCUUAUCCAGGGUAUCUAAUGCUGGUUGUUCAGUCCACAGCUCUUGACCCCAAAGUAUGCUGAUUCUCUUCCCAGAACCCCUGCCCCUCUUCCCUCCCCCAAACCAAAUGUAUCUCCCCACUCUAGGUCCCUCUUCCUCAUACUCCAGUGUUCUCAUUUUCAGAAAUUAUGCUGGCUCCCCAUAUCUUUUUCUCCCUUCAUCCAUCCUGUUUUUUGGCUUCCCUAGGUCCUGGAGUUGCUUCCAGUUUUCAAAGACAUUGAGAUAAAUGACAAUGCUGGGA
This is a messenger RNA of Nyctereutes procyonoides (raccoon dog), 8200 nucleotides long. RefSeq names its product diphosphoinositol pentakisphosphate kinase 1 (gene PPIP5K1). Bases 1631 to 6250 code for a protein of 1539 amino acids. The transcript has 31 exons. Lineage: Eukaryota; Metazoa; Chordata; Mammalia; Carnivora; Canidae. Gene Ontology annotation, cellular component: cytosol. Gene Ontology annotation, molecular function: diphosphoinositol pentakisphosphate kinase activity; inositol hexakisphosphate kinase activity; 5-diphosphoinositol pentakisphosphate 1-kinase activity. The record is from RefSeq and is a predicted model, not a curated record. Gene Ontology annotation, biological process: inositol phosphate biosynthetic process; inositol metabolic process.